Molecule: messenger RNA, 3962 nt
Organism: Sapajus apella (tufted capuchin)
Lineage: Eukaryota; Metazoa; Chordata; Mammalia; Primates; Cebidae
Gene: OTOA
Product: otoancorin
Exons: 28
Coding region: 313-3774 (1153 amino acids)
Biological process (GO): cell-matrix adhesion
Cellular component (GO): cell surface
Source: RefSeq, a predicted model, not a curated record
GAUGUAACCCACCAUGCUUGGCCCAAAGUAUAGUUUUGACCAUGCCUUUUUGUUGGAUUGAGAGGAGUCAGGGGUAGUGGUAAGAUGCACAGGCCAUUGUAAUCACCAAGGAGAGAGAUGAUAACGUCUUAGACUAGAAUUGGGGCUUAAAUAAAGCAAAGUAGGUAAGUUUUAAAAUUAUCUUUUAAAAAGACUUCAAGGGAUUCUAGGUCUACUUGGUUUUUCCUUUUGUCUUCUGAAUGUCCAUAUAUAUAUUUAUAUAUAUAUUUUAAAAACCUGAAUCACUUCUAUGCUUAAAUUAACUGCAGGAGAAUGUCUCAGGAACCUACGACAUACUCCCUUUUCCUAUUCCUUUUUCUGAGCCAUGGAGUGUUGAGUUACACAGUUCCAAAUUCCAGGCAGGAUUUACAUCCGUUGUUGCAAAAAAUGGCGGAAGAAAUAAUAGAUGGAAGCUAUCUGAAUGCACUGCUGGAUCUCAUACAGUUUCAAAGCUCCCACAUGUGGACGGAUGAUCUGUCCCACAGAGUCCUGGCCUAUCUGAAUUCCCGGAAUGUUGCCUUCACCAUCCCCAGCCUACAGGCAGCCGUGGAAAACCAGCUGGAGCAGCGUCUGCACCAGCCCCAGAAGCUGCUGGAGGACCUGAGGAAGACAGAUGCCCAGCAGUUCCGCACUGCCAUGAAAUGCCUCUUAGAAGACAAGAAAGACCGCUUGGACCUGAAAGACAUCAUUGUCAACCUAGGAGAGAUUCGAAACCGAGCCUUGCAGAGUCCUGGCAUGAACCGCAGCCUGUUUCUCAUCACACUGGAGAGGUGUUUCCAGGUGCUGAACUCCCUGGAGUGUGUGGAGAUCCUGGGCAAGGUGCUGAGGGGGUCUUCAGGCAGCUUUCUCCAGCCGGACAUCACAGAGCGGCUCCCUCAGGACCUGUGCAAGGAUGCCUUUACGAACCUAUCUGCGGUGUUCAAAGAUCUCUACGACCAAACCUCUGCUCAUUCCCAGAGAGCUCUCUAUUCUUGGAUGGCUGGGAUAUUGCAGACAUCCUCCAAUGCCGCUGAUGACUCUGUUUCAUGGGUCAGUGCAGAAAACUUAUGGAUUUUGGGCAGAUACAUGGUUCACCUAUCAUUUGAAGAAAUUAUGAAAAUUAGUCCUAUGGAAAUUGGGCUGUUUAUCAGUUAUGACAAUGCCACCAAGCAGCUGGACACGGUCUAUGACAUCACACCUGAGCUGGCCCACGCGUUUUUGGAGAGGAUCAGCUCCUCCAACUUUAACGUGAGGAAUACCUCCACCAUCCACAGGCAAGGACAUGGGCUCUGGGCCUUGGAGCUCUUUCACAAGAUGUUGGGGUUGCUGGUUUGUUUCUACGAUGACCUGGAAUUGCUGGAUGCCACUGUGGCCCAAGCCUUGCUUCACCAGAUGAUCAAGUGCAGCCAUCUGAGGGGCUUCCAGGCUGGCGUCCAGAAGCUCAAAGCAGAACUCCUGGACAUUGCCACAGAGAACCAGACCCUCAACGAGACCCUGGGUUCUUUGUCGGAUGCGGUUGUAGGUUUGACCUAUAGCCAACUGGAAUCUCUCUCCCCCGAGGCUGUGCACAGAGCCAUCUCCACCCUCAACCAGGUCUCAGGUUGGACCAAGAGCCAGGUCACCAUCUUGUCUGCCAAAUACUUGGCCCAUGAGAAGGUACUGUCUUUCUACAAUGUCAGCCAGAUGGGCGCUCUGCUGGUCGGGGUCAGCACCCAGGACUUCUGCAGCAUGGACCGCAAGGACCUCUCGCAGGUCCUGAGAAGUGCUGUCUCCCAGUAUGUGUUCAACUUGUCACCUGCCCAGAAGCAAGGUAUCCUCAGCAAGAUGAUCGAAUCGGGAGACACUGCCUCAGGCAUUGUGGAGAUACAAGGGGCUUUCUUUAAGGAAGUGUCUCUCUUUGAUUUAAGGAGGGAACCUGGAUUCAACUCUACAGUCCUGAAGGAAAAGGAACUUGGGAGGAGCCAGGCUCUGUUCCUGUAUGAGCUUCUGUUAAAGACCACCAGAAGACCUGAGGAGCUUCUGAGUGCUGGGCAGCUGGUGAAAGGUGUGACCUGCUCACACAUUGAUGCCAUGAGUGCCGACUUCUUUCUGGCCCAUUUCCAGGAUUUUCAGAACAACUUCGCCUUGCUUUCACCAUAUCAGGUUAAUUGUUUGGCGUGGAAAUACUGGGAAGUUUCCAGGUUGUCUAUGCCACCUUUCCUCUUGGCUGCACUCCCGGCCCGCUACCUGGCUUCUGUCCCAGCCUCUCAGUGUGUGCCCUUUCUGAUCAGCCUGGGGAAGAGCUGGUUGGACUCCUUGGUUUUAGAUUCUCACAAAAAGACUUCAGUCCUCAGGAAAGUGCAGCAGUGCCUGGAUGACUCCAUUCCUGAUGAGUACACUGUGGACAUCGUGGGAAACCUGCUCUGUCACUUGCCGGCAGCCAUCAUCGACAGGGGGAUCUCCUCUAGGGCCUGGGCCACUGCCUUGCACGGUCUCAGAGACUGCCCAGACCUCAACCCCGAGCAAAAGGCUGCAGUGAGGCUCAAGCUCCUGGGACAGUAUGGACUCCCUCAGUACUGGACAGCUGAGACCACGAAGGACUUGGCAUCCUUUCUAGUGCUUUUCUCAGGAGAUGAAUUAAGCUCUAUAGCCAUAAAGUUUCCUGAGAUCCUUCUACAAGCAGCUUCCAAGAUGGCCAGGACCCUGCUCCCUAAAGAAUUCCUCUGGGCUGUCUUUGAAUCUGUUCUGAAUGGCAGUGACAAGCUCCCUAGCUCUGACCCUAUGCCUGGUUGCCAUGGAGUCGUGGCCCCCUCUUCUGAUGACAUCUUCAAGUUGGCCGAAGCCAAUGCCUGCUGGGCCCUGGAGGGCCUGCGGUGCAUGGAGGAAGACACAUUCAUCAGGACCGUGGAGCUGCUGGGAGCUGUCCAGGGUUUCAGCCGGCCUCAGCUGAUGACCCUGAAGGAGAAAGCAAUACAGGUUUGGGACAUGCCUUCUUACUGGAGAGAGCACCAUAUUGUUUCCCUGGGGCGCAUUGCUUUGGCUCUUAAUGAGAGUGAGCUGAAGCAGCUGGACCUCAGCUCCAUAGACACUGUGGUUUCCCUAAGCCAGCAAACAGAAUGGACCCCAGGACAGGCUGAAUCCAUUUUGCAAGGGUUCCUGGAUGAUUCUGGCUACCGUAUCGAGGACCUGAAGAGCUUUCAUUUAGUAGGACUUGGUGCAACCCUGUGUGCUAUAAACAUCACUGAAAUUCCACUUAUAAAGAUCUCAGAAUUCAGGGUGGUAGUGGCCAGAAUUGGGACACUGCUCUGCAGUACGCGUGUCUUGGCUGAGUUUAAGAGGAAGGCAGAAGUUGUGUUUGGGGAUCCCACUGAGUGGACCAGCUCUGUCUUGCAGGAGCUUGGGACCAUUGCAGCUGGAUUAACUAAGACAGAGCUCCGGAUGCUUGACAAGGAUUUGAUGCCAUAUUUCCAGCCAUCAGCAAUAAAAUGCCUUCCUGAUGAGAUAUUCAAAGAACUGUCCGCAGAGCAGAUCGCCUCCCUGGGCCCGGAGAACGCAGCGGCCGUGACCCAUGCCCAGCGCCGGCGGCUCAGCCAACUGCAGCUGCAGAGCCUCCAGUGGGCGCUAGAUGGCGCCAAGACUCACUCCUGGCAGGACGCGCCCGCGAACGCCGGUCCCACUGGGACCCCAUCCUCGCGUUCUCCCGCAGGAGCUCCCCUGUUGUGGGAUCUUUGGCUUGGUUGUCCCCUGCUGGUUCUAAUGGCCAAGAUCCUGUGGUGAGUGGCCUGAGCGCAUCAUCCUGUGUUGCCCCCUGCAACUGGCCAACAUGUGUAGAGACAGGACGCUCCAGAUGGUGGGAGACCCUUCCCUGGAUCCAGACCCUCACCUAAGGCAGGGACACCCCGGGGCCUUGGUGGUUAAAAGGCACCAAAAGGAAAAACAAUUAUUAAACAUAAUAUUGCAAAUUA